GUUCGUCAGAGACCCAGCCAUUGGCUUUUUUUGUCUGGAGCCUCUCGGAUUAUAAAAGGCUCUCUGAUUGGCAAGUGAGUUGAAUACGUCGAACCAGUGCCGGUGGAAGAGAGGAUAAUCAUUUGUAUUCAGUCGGACAACAGGCAAUCGACAGGUACUACCAGACAUUUCCGUUUUGAAGUUCAGCGACACACACACCGGCUUCCUUUUAAGCGAAGUAAUUUACAGUCAUCUUUCAAGUCGAAGUGAGGAGAGACUCUGCAGCCAUGCCUGUCAACAUUCAUAUCAACAGCCCUAAUGUGAAGUACACAGAUGGACACAUUGUGUCUCAGUAUUCCUACCACACCACAUCAGUUCACAGAGAGGGGAACACAAUCACAGUGACCCCCCAAACCACCGAGAUGACAUUUUGCACAGAGACGCGUGUGCCCCGGCUGGGUGUGAUGCUGGUGGGAUGGGGAGGUAACAACGGGACCACAGUCACAGCAGCUGUACUGGCCAACAAGCUGGGUCUCACUUGGAGAACCAAGACGGGAGUGAUGGAAGCAAACUACUUUGGGUCCCUCCUGCAGUCGUCUACUAUUUGUCUGGGAUCAGGGUCUGAGGGCGAGGUCAACGUGCCUCUCCGUGACAUCCUACCCAUGGUGCAACCCAAUGAUAUAGUCUUUGAUGGUUGGGAUAUUUCUUCAAUGGAUCUUGGCAGUGCAAUGGACAGAGCUCAGGUGUUUGACUGGUCACUACAAGAGCAGCUGCGACCACACAUGAGUGGCAUGAAACCCAGACCCACCAUCUACAUCCCGGACUUCAUCGCCGCAAACCAGGAGAGUCGUGCGGACAACGUCCUCACCGGGACCAUGGCGGAGCAGGUGGAGCAGAUCCGAGCUGACAUUAGGGACUUCCGUCAGUCGAGUGGUGUGGACAAGGUCAUUGUUCUGUGGACCGCCAACACAGAGCGCUUCUGUGAUAUCAUACCGGGGGUCAACGACACUGCACAGAACCUGCUUGCCGCAAUUCAGACUGGAGCAGAGGUUUCUCCCUCCACUCUGUUUGCAGUGGCCAGUAUACUGGAGGAUUGCGCCUACAUCAACGGCUCUCCACAGAACACUUUUGUACCAGGAGCCAUAGAGCUGGCCGUGCAGAAAGGCGUGUUCAUCGGGGGAGAUGACUUCAAAUCAGGUCAGACCAAGAUCAAGUCAGUGCUGGUGGACUUUCUGGUCAGCUCUGGUAUCAAGCCGACCUCCAUUGUCAGCUACAAUCACCUCGGUAACAACGACGGGAAGAACCUGUCGGCUCCGGCGCAGUUCCGCUCCAAAGAGAUCUCCAAGAGCAACGUGGUGGAUGACAUGGUGAAGUCAAACCCCAUCUUGUACCGGCCUGGAGAAAAUCCUGACCAUUGUGUGGUGAUUAAGUAUGUCCCCUGUGUGGGAGACAGUAAGCGUGCCAUGGAUGAAUACACUUCUGAAAUAAUGAUGGGAGGGACCAACACUAUUGCAAUGCACAACACCUGUGAGGACUCUCUUCUAGCCAGCCCAAUCAUCCUGGACCUGGUGAUCCUGACGGAGCUCUGUCAGCGUGUGACUGUCCAACCCCAGGGGGAGAAGGACUUCCAGUCCUUCCACAGUGUCUUAGCACUGCUCUCCUUCCUCUGUAAGGCCCCCCUGGUCCCAUCAGGGUCCCCGGUCAUCAACGCCUUCUUCCGCCAGAGGGCCAGCAUAAUAAACAUCCUGAGAGCGUGUCUCAGCCUUCCUCCUCAGAACCACAUGCUGCUGGAGCACAAGCUGCAGAGAAACUUCCUGUCUCCAUACAACACCUACAUCGCUGACAAUGGGGCUGCUUCAAAAAAAGUUGUCCAUACCAAUGGUGUACACGUGCCGCAAACAAAUGGUAUCCAUGCACGUGAAUGAUGAAUUAUGACUGCAAAUACCACACUACAGCCCAAUAUGGAACUGCAACUUAAUAAACUGGAUUAAUCUAUCAUUUAUAAAAAGAACAACAUCGGUUUAACACCUUUUUAAAAUAGACUUAACUUUUAGGUAUUCAGUGAAGAAUGGCAUAGUGCUGCAACAUUUAUAUUUGCAGGCAGUUGUCCUCUACAGGCACUGAGCAUCAACAGAGGCCUACAUGAAUCUCCACACAGCGUAACAAUGUUCAAAGCAGACUAUUUUAUUAAAAAAUAUUUCCCUGUUUUUUUGUUUUAUUCAGAAUUAACCAUGUAUUGAAUAUUUAAAAAAGUAAAUGCACUUUAUUUGCUUGCCUUUUUAUUCAAGUAGUGUUCUGUGUUUAAUGCAUAUGUAAACAAAAUACAAUUGUACUGUAAAGUUCUUAGCAAUAGGUCCUUAUGUUUAAACAAGAAAAUGUGAUCUCAAUUGUGCAGCUGUGAAAAAGUGUCAUUGAUAAAUGCUGUAUUUGUUGUUUAAUGACUGAGGGGCGUCUUCCUAACUUACUGUAUUUUGUUGUUGUUUAUCACUGACUUUCCGUAGCCAUCCAUAUUCUUUGUUUGAAGAUGAGUUACAGAAAACAUGGAUGCAGUUAUGACUAUUUUGUUUAACAGUAACCUGGGCUGUUUUAUUUACAAUAAACCUUCAAAUAUUGUUUAUACUUGA
Cottoperca gobio is the source of this 2603-nucleotide messenger RNA. RefSeq names its product inositol-3-phosphate synthase 1-A-like. Gene Ontology annotation, molecular function: inositol-3-phosphate synthase activity. Bases 267 to 1904 code for a protein of 545 amino acids. Lineage: Eukaryota; Metazoa; Chordata; Actinopteri; Perciformes; Bovichtidae. Gene Ontology annotation, biological process: inositol biosynthetic process; phospholipid biosynthetic process. The record is from RefSeq and is a predicted model, not a curated record. The transcript has 11 exons.